This is a messenger RNA of Rhea pennata, 2553 nucleotides long. It is a transcript of the gene TSPAN12, whose product is annotated as tetraspanin 12. The coding region runs from base 205 to 1239 and encodes 344 amino acids. The record is from RefSeq and is a predicted model, not a curated record. The transcript is spliced from 9 exons. NCBI's taxonomy places the organism in Eukaryota, Metazoa, Chordata, Aves, Rheiformes, Rheidae. Gene Ontology annotation, cellular component: plasma membrane.
GGGCGAGGAGGCGGCGGGGCGGCCGCGGGUCUUUCCCGGCCCUGCCCGCCGCGGGCAGCGCCUGCACCGCCGCAGACGAGCGGCUCGGCUCCGCGCGGCACCUCCCGGCCCCGAUGAGGCCCCGCCGGAGCAAGGCGCUGGCGGCCUGGCCUCGGGAGGGAGGAUGUGGUGAGAGGAUGGGGCUGUCUGCGGCCGGGGCUCGCCAUGGCCAGGGAGGACUCGGUGAAGUGCCUGCGCUGCCUGCUCUACGCCCUCAACCUCCUCUUCUGGUUGAUGUCCGUCAGUGUGUUAGGUGUUUCUGCUUGGAUGAGAGACUACUUGAAUAAUGUUCUCACUUUAACUGCAGAAACAAGGGUAGAGGAGGCUGUCAUUUUGACAUAUUUUCCUGUGGUCCAUCCAGUCAUGAUUGCUGUUUGCUGUUUCCUUAUCAUAGUUGGGAUGUUGGGCUACUGCGGGACAGUGAAAAGAAAUCUGUUGCUUCUUGUCUGGGUUAAAAUAGUUGAUGCUGAUGAGACGUUCCCUAAGUCACUGGAAGAAAAGAAAGAAAAUCCUGAAUCCAGUUGUGGUAGAAUGAAGAAUGAUGUGGUAUGGAUUCAGAAUACCUGGUACUUUGGAAGCUUGCUUGUAAUAUUCUGUGUUGAACUGGCCUGUGGUGUUUGGACCUAUGAGCAGGAAAUAACGGUUCCAGUGCAGUGGUCUGAUAUGAUCACUCUAAAAGCCAGGAUGACCAAUUACGGCCUACCUAGAUACCAGUGGCUUACCCAUGCUUGGAAUUUCUUUCAGAGGGAGUUUAAAUGUUGUGGGGUGGUGUACUUCACAGACUGGCUGGAAAUGACAGAGAUGGAUUGGCCUCCUGACUCCUGUUGUGUCAGAGAAUUCCCAGGAUGCUCGAAGCAGGCGCAUCAUGAGGAUCUCAGUGACCUUUAUCAGGAGGGAUGCGGUAAAAAAAUGUACACUUUUUUGAGGGGGACGAGGCAAUUGCAAGUGCUGCGAUUUCUGGGAAUCUCUAUUGGAGUAACACAGAUUCUGGCUAUGAUCCUCACUAUUACUUUGCUGUGGGCUCUGUACUAUGACAGGAGAGAUCCUGGGGCAGACCAGAUCAUAUCCCUGAAGAGUGACACCGCACAACACCUGUCAUGUCAUUCAGUGGAGCUACUGAAACCAAGCCUAACACGGAUUUUUGAACAUACAUCCAUGGCAAACAGCUUUAAUACACACUUUGAAAUGGAAGAGUUAUAGGUGAUACAAUGGAUCGAAGAAGUCGCAAAGGGUUUUAAUCUCUUCCUUUUUUCCUUUCUGAUGGUGUUUUUAUUCCGUUCCAUCCAGUACACUGAGUAUACCAGUCUUUCUGUGCUUCAGAAAACGGCUAAUGAAUUGUGGAGAAAACGCCUGCAUGGGAAGAAAGAUGAUCAGAUGUCUGUUUUGCAGCCUCUUAAGACAGCCAUGGACCAGGGAUGUUUUGGGCGUUUUAGAAGGCAUUCGUUCACUGGGCACAGUACUGUUUAACCUACUGGCGCAGGAUGUGUGAUGUGUAAAGUACCGACUGAUUCACAGGUAGAGGGAUAGAACUAAUGACGUACCCGCAGGAACCACCACCGAAAAGGAAGAAAGAUACUUGCCUUCCAAAGAAGUGGCUCUGCUUUGAACCAACAGAAUAUGACUCCAGCUGAAACUGACUUUUAUGUUUUUACCAAGCCAUUUGGAAAAUGUCUUAAAAUAAUCAGGGAUCUGCGUGUAUAUAAAUGUGUGUUUUGUGUGUGCAUGGAUAGCAGAACUGCAAUUCAAGUAAACACUUGGAUUUUAAAAUUUGCAAGAUUUGUUUAAAAGGCAAGAUUCUUUUUCUAACAAAAUCUUUAUCUUAGUUAUUGCUGUUAAAGAUGUUCUAAAACUUCUAUUUUUAUCUAACAUAACUGUUUAAAGUUUAAGUUUAUUAAACAGAGAUUAAAACAAAACUGACUGGACAAUAGACUAAUUUUCUGAGUAAUUCUAGAAAAUUCUUCUUGAAACAGUUUGUUCUGUGGACUAUUUGUGAGUAUUGCAAAAAAAAUAAAAUAAAUAAUAAAGCAGUCUUUCCAAACUGGGAUCAUAUGGGAAGUAGCACAGUUUUGUAGAUAUAUCCAUUUUUCUGUUCAUGUUUCCCCUCAAAAUAGAGACAAAGGACUGCAAGAAAAAUGCUUAUUGUUCUGGAUGCUAUUGCAAUAGUUAUAAAAGUGCAGGAGGAAAAAUUAUACUUUGGCUUGUUCUUCAUUAAGAGCUCUUUAGUGGCUUAAAAUGCCAUAUGGAAACAACAUUAAAAUGUAUUUAUUGAGGUGGGAAAAGUGCAUUUUACUGUAUUUUUAUAAACAAUGUUUAUUUCGCAGGGUUAUUUUUACAAUUGGCCACACUCCUGAAAUAUAUAUUUGCUCCACUGAAUACAGUAGAUCGUAGCAUGUUUUUUUUGCGUAAUAUUGCAUUUAAAAAAUUAUUUCCACUUGUUUUGGAAUUUGUAAAAGGAAAAAGCAGUAAGGUGUGAUUUGGUAGACAAUAAAAUUGCUAUUGUCUUAAAUUCCAUAA